AAGAAGUGACUCUGGGACACGAAUGCAAAUGUUGACGAUUUUUGACCAACCAUGGAUAUAGUUUUGUACAUAACUGCAGCAGUCAUUCUUGUUAUACUUAUAAUUUUUGCUGUAAAAGUACGUGGAAGAGCAGAACAAUCUGACAAUGAGCACCAACAGCAGGUGGUUGCCCGAGCAGCGGCACCUCCUCCGCGACCCCAAGUUGCCGAGGACCGGGGUGCUGGAAUGCCUCGUCGCCGUAGACGCGGCAUGCAUGCUGCCAUGGAAGCCAGACGUCCUCAGAGAGAAGCUUCUGAGGAUGAGGACAGCCCAGUGGAGGUAGAGGAGGCAGAGGAGGAGGGCGAAGAUGUUCCCGUUCAGCAGGCCACUGGAAAAAUAGGAGCCAAGAAGCAAAGGAAACUGGAAGAGAAACAGGCGAGGAAGAACCAGAGAGAGGCUGAGCAGGAGGAGCGGGAGGAGAGGAAGCGCCUGCAGGAGCUCCGAGAGCAGGAGAGACGCAAGGAGGACGAGAAGGAACGUGUCCUGGAACAGCAAGAGGAAGAAGAGGCUCGUCGUGCCAAGGAGGAGCAAGAGAAAAAGGAGGAGGAGGAGUAUCAGCGACUGAAGGAGUCUUUCAUCAUCGAGGAGCAGGGGGAAGCUGAGGAGCUCACUGAACUAGAGUCCCAGAAUCUUCUUCAGGAGUUCAUUCAGCAUAUCAAGGACUCCAAAGUGGUGCUACUGGAGGAUCUAGCCUCACACUUUGGCAUGCGUACACAGGAUGCUAUCGCUAGGCUGCACGACUUGAUUGCAGACGGCUCUCUCACAGGAGUGAUCGAUGACAGGGGGAAGUUCAUCUCCAUCACCCCUGAGGAGCUGAACGCCGUGGCUCAUUUCAUCAAGCAGAGGGGCCGUGUCUCCAUCUCUGAGCUGGUGCAGGCCAGCAACACGCUCAUCAACCUCACGCCCGUCACCCGCACCACGGCCUGAACACGGCCGGAGGACAGGACUGUGGAACUAAGGACUGCUUGCGCAAGUGUGUUUGUGUGUGUGUAAAAAGAUCACACACACACACACACACACACCAACACAUGUGCGCGUGCACACACACACACACACACACACACACACACACACACACACUCAGCAACAACAUACAAGAAGAGAGGCACUCACAUACUUACACACACUCACAGACAACUUUUUUAACAUAUAGCUAUACACAGACAUUCUCACACACACACACACACACACACAGAUGAUAAAAGUUGUUGACCGGCUGUGAUCAUUUUGCGUGUUGCUCCUUGCUUUGAGUAAUUAUUUUACAGUUGUGAAAUUAUUUAAUGUUUUUGAAAAAAUAUUGUUUAAAAACAGCAAUCUCAUUCUGUAUUGUCAUUAUGUAUCUCCCACUGUAAAGAGGGCAAUAAAAGAAGGAGAAAAAAAUAGGUUUUAUAUGCUUGGUAUAUGCGUGGUACUGUGAAACCACCAGUCAUUAUAAAGGUCGUCCUUGUAAUCAUUGUUUUCCACCGACACUUUUUGAUAUUUCAUUCAGUGAGUCAGAAACUACUGACCCUGUGAUCACCCUCGUGUUUUUCAUUUCCGGUCAUUACUGUCCAGACAGCUUUUGCUUUCAGCUCAGCAUUAGCAGGUGAUUCUGUGCAGCCAUCUUUGGUACAGCAGCAAGUGCUGCACUCACUUCCCGCAAUAGGUGCAGUUUUCAAAAUUAAAGUCAGUGGACAUUGGAUAGCCAAAGCCUGUGAGUUGUUCUCCAGUUAGCACUGAAGACAGGAUAUUGCAUGAUGAUGAAUAUACAGUACAUCAUAGAUGGAGUAUUUAUAGUAUAUUUGGCUGCCACUU
Messenger RNA from Sardina pilchardus (European sardine), 1833 nucleotides. Its product is annotated as DDRGK domain-containing protein 1-like. The record is from RefSeq and is a predicted model, not a curated record. Lineage: Eukaryota; Metazoa; Chordata; Actinopteri; Clupeiformes; Clupeidae. The transcript is spliced from 9 exons. The coding region runs from base 52 to 966 and encodes 304 amino acids.